AAGAGAGGCAGCGAGUGGGACAAAGUGAGAGUCAGAUUGAACUGGGAUCGAUUUUGAAACCCUAAAACAGAAACAAAUUGGGGGCAAAAUUAAAGGAGCUUCGUAAUUGGCCACUCGCUCCUCCCCCUCGCGUGUGCGAUCAUCUUCCUUCGCAGUUGCGGAUCGAAGCUUCCUCCUCCUGGUUCCUCCGUAUGUAAUACGGGAAGAGCCAAAGCUUUAUAAUAGCAUAUAAGAUAUCAUGGGAGGUGAUACUGCUCCCUUAUGUUGGAAGAGGAGGAUGUCAUCGUUGUAUUCACAUUGACAAGGCAAUACAAUCUAGUUGGAGCUGUUUGUUAAUAACUUAAUAGUGCUUUGAACUUCCAAAAUGAUGUUUUCCGAUAGCAACCAGUUAAAAUUAAAUAACCUCACCAUGGACAUUGAUCUACGGCUACCUUCUGGUGAGCAUGACAAAGAAGAUGAAGAGCCUCAUGAAAUUGAUAACAUGUUGGAACAUGAAGAAAAAGUGCACAACGGAGAUAUAGAGAAUGGAAACAUUGAGGAUGUUGGAGAUGAAGUACUUGCUGAAGAUGGCGGGGAUUUGAAUUCUCCUACACCAGAUAUUGUAGUGUUUAAAGAGGAUACAAAUCUUGAGCCGCUUUUUGGUAUGGAGUUUGAAUCACAUGGGGAAGCAUACUCUUUUUAUCAGGAGUAUGCUCGGUCUAUGGGGUUCAACACCGCAAUCCAAAACAGCCGCCGUUCAAAGACAUCGAGAGAAUUUAUUGAUGCGAAAUUUGCUUGUUCUAGAUAUGGAACCAAGCGCGAGUAUGACAAGUCGUAUAAUAGACCACGUGCCAGACAGAACAAGCAAGACCCAGAAAAUCCGACUGGUCGGCGUUCAUGUUCAAAGACAGACUGCAAAGCUUCGAUGCAUGUGAAGAGACGACCAGAUGGUAAAUGGGUUAUACAUAAUUUUGUGAAGGAGCAUAACCACGAGCUUUUACCAGCCCAAGCAGUCAGUGAACAGACAAGAAAAAUGUACGCUGCAAUGGCUAGACAAUUUGCUGAAUACAAAAAUGUGGUUGGUCUAAAAAGUGAUUCCAAAAAUCCUUUUGAUAAGGGUAGGAAUUUGGCAUUAGAGGCAGGAGAUUUGAAGAUUUUGCUCGAGUUUUUCACACAGAUGCAGAAUAUGAAUUCCAACUUCUUCUAUUCUAUAGAUCUGGGAGAAGACCAACGGCUGAAGAGUUUGUUUUGGGUUGAUGCUAAAAGUAGGCAUGACUACAUCAAUUUCAGUGAUAUAGUGUCUUUUGAUACUACCUACAUUAGGAACAAAUAUAAAAUGCCUCUUGCUUUAUUUGUUGGAGUGAAUCAACACUAUCAGUUCGUGCUGCUAGGAUGUGCUUUGGUAUCAGAUGAAAGUACAGCAACUUUUUCUUGGCUAAUGCAGACGUGGUUGAAAGCUAUGGGUGGACAAGCUCCAAAAGUAAUAAUCACUGACCAUGACAAGUCGAUAAAAUCAGUUAUCGCAGAGGUCUUUCCAAGUGCUUAUCAUUGUUUUUCUUUGUGGCAUAUUUUGGGGAAGGUUUCUGAAAAUCUUGGCCAUGUGAUUAAACAGCAUGAAAAUUUUAUGGCGAAAUUUGAAAAGUGCAUCCACAGGUCAUCUACAAAUGAAGAGUUUGAAAAAAGAUGGUGGAAAAUUGUUGAGAAAUUUGAACUGAAAGAGGAUGAAUGGACUCAGUUGUUGUAUGAAGAUCGAAAACAGUGGGUACCAAUGUACAUGAGGGAAAUUUGUUUGGCUGGGAUGUCUGCAGUUCAGCGAUCUGAGAGUGUGAACUCCUUUUUUGACAAGUAUGUGCAUAAGAAGACCACUGUUCAAGAAUUCCUGAAACAGUACGAAGCAAUUCUACAAGAUAGGUAUGAUGAGGAAGCCAAAGCAGAUUAUGAUACAUGGAACAAACCUCCAACAUUGAGAUCUCCUUCGCCCUUGGAGAAGAGCGUCUCAGGGCUGUACACACAUGCAGUAUUCAAGAAAAUUCAAGGUGAGGUUUUAGGUGCAGUUGCUUGUCACCCUAAACGGGAAAGACAAGAUGAGACAAGCAUUAUUUUCAACGUGGUAGAUUUUGAAAAGAAUCAAGAUUUCAUCGUAACAUGGAAUGAAAUGAAGACGGAGGUUUCUUGUGUAUGCUGCUUAUUUGAAUAUAAAGGUUAUCUUUGUAGACAUGCAUUGAUUGUUCUCCAAAUAUGUGGCCUAUCUGCAAUCCCAUCACAAUAUGUAUUAAAACGUUGGACAAAAGAUGCAAAGAGCCAGCAUUUUGUGGGAGAAGAAUCCGACAUUGUACUAUCCAGGGUGCAAAAGUUUAAUGAUUUAUGUCAACGGGCAAUGAAAGUGAUUGAGGAAGGAACUCUAUCUCAGGAGAGUUACAGUGUUGCAUGCCGUGCACUAGAAGAAGCUUUUGGAAAUUGUGUGAGUGUAAAUAAUUCUAGUAAGAGUCUGUUAGAAGCUAGCACAUCAGUCACUCAUGGCCUGCUUUGCAUUGAAGAUGAUAACCAAAAUAGAAGUAUGAGCAGCAAGACAAACAAGAAAAAGAAUCCGACGAAGAAAAGAAAGGUGAACUGUGAGCCGGAGGUUAUGACUGUUGGUGCACAAGACGGCUUGCAACAAAUGGAGAAAUUGACCUCAAGAACAGUAACCCUUGAUGGCUAUUAUGGUGCCCAACCGAAUGUGCAAGGAAUGGUACAAUUGAAUCUAAUGGCGCCUACACGGGAUAACUACUAUGGGAAUCAACAGACCAUUCAGGGGCUUGGACAACUGAACUCUAUAGCCCCAAGUCAUGACGGUUAUUACAGUGCUCAGCAAAGCAUGCAUGGGCUGGGACAGAUGGAUUUUUUCAGAACUCCAACUGGUUUUGCUUAUGGAAUUCGGGAUGACCCCAAUGUAAGAACCACUCCAUUGCAUGAGGAUGCAUCCAGACAUGCUUAAGGAACACAUUGCCCAGUGUUGGUAUCUUGCAUGUGAAAAGGUAAAGGAGACCCUUUGAAGAUAAUCUCUAUGUAAAGAAAAGUGAAAUGUAUCAUACCUUGCGGACAGAGGGAUCACGAUGGACAACUUCCUCAUUUGGUACCUGUAAAAUAAGACGAGAGAGUAGGCUGUUGUUAACUAUUUCGUAUGCAGUCUUUUCGGAAGUAGGAUGGAAAUUUGAGAAGGGUUCAUAUCCUCUGUAAAGGAUGUUGUAUUAUUGUACCUCUGAUUGCUUAGCCUCAAUAGGGUCAGUUGAGAUCAGAGUUAACUUAUCUCUAGUCAAAAUUCUAUUGACUGAUUGCUGCUUCUGCUGCGCACAAGCUAACAUAGUGAGGAUGCAAGCAAAAUUGCCAAGUGAAAUUUUCAUAUUUUCACUUUCUAUUUUUUGUUUUGGAUGAA
Messenger RNA from Malus domestica (apple), 3394 nucleotides. RefSeq names its product protein FAR-RED ELONGATED HYPOCOTYL 3-like. The record is from RefSeq and is a predicted model, not a curated record. Gene Ontology annotation, biological process: regulation of DNA-templated transcription. Lineage: Eukaryota; Viridiplantae; Streptophyta; Magnoliopsida; Rosales; Rosaceae. Gene Ontology annotation, molecular function: zinc ion binding.